Messenger RNA from Magallana angulata, 1129 nucleotides. Its product is annotated as protein fem-1 homolog B-like. Lineage: Eukaryota; Metazoa; Mollusca; Bivalvia; Ostreida; Ostreidae. The record is from RefSeq and is a predicted model, not a curated record. Gene Ontology annotation, molecular function: protein binding.
ACCCAUUUUCUGUAGUGCCGUCAUAGAUAGUGAGAUAUAUCGUUCAUCGGUCAUAGAGAGAGGGGGACUAGAGAAAGUGACCCUACCAACAUACAGCGAUGCAGACAGGAAACACAUGGUGUAACGGGUAAACACGCGGAAACAGAGAGAGAGGGGUCAUGUACUGGCUCAACGUUGUAAACGGUCAGCUGUGCCCCGACCGCUUCACCAGGCAGUACGCAAGAAGACAAGACCCCCAUUCCCUCAUCUUUGAAGCCAUACUCUAUGGAAACAAGAGCGAAGUCCAACAGUUGAUAUCCGCCGGGGUGGACAAAAAUGUUGUCACACAUCGACACGUACGCUGGGAGGGCGCGAGUGCGCUUGGCGCAGCAGCUUACGAGGGUCAAAUGGAAAUAGUUAGAUAUCUAGUAGACAUCGGAACAUCAGUGAAUUUCUGUGACCCCUGCCAAAAACGGACGCCGCUACACUGGGCGUGUCUUGGCAACCAGUAUCAGGCGGCCGCUUAUCUCGUCACGCGCGGUGCUGACGUCAAUCACAGAGACUUGGAGCAGACGACACCACUUCUUCGCGCUGUUUUAGGAAAGAACGUUGAUUUGGUGAGAUAUUUGAUUGAGAAUGGCGCCGAUGUCCGUCACACGGACGUAUUGGGCUGUUCUAUCCUCCACUACGCCUGCAUUCACGCCGACAACACCCUGAUCAGCGCCGCCAUCAAAGCAGGCUGCAUCUCCAACAAUAUAGCCUUGAUUGGAAAAGGCACGCCGCUACAGACACUAGCUACACAAAACGACACGGGAAGUGUUCGUCUGUUGCUGGAGGCAGGGUAUGACCUCCAGAAUGACCGUCCCUGGGUGAAGUCACUCCCUCUCGUGUUCAAACCCGUCAUUGCAAUGUGUGGUAAAAUUCAACAGUCAACCAAUGAGUUUAAAAAUACUAUGCAGAAAAACUAUAAGGAAAGCAAUGGGAGGAGUAAAACUGGAACAGAGAUUGAACAAAAUUCCAUGCCCAAACUUGAUUCACCAUUACCUUACGCUUGAUGGUCUUUGAUUUGACCAGUUUUUGUUUCAAAGUUCCUUGUUUUCCAUGCUUGUUUUGAACCUUUUUAUGAGUAAAAAAUUUAAAGAAAACAAAA